Cinara cedri is the source of this 12155-nucleotide messenger RNA. Lineage: Eukaryota; Metazoa; Arthropoda; Insecta; Hemiptera; Aphididae. The record is from the annotation of a GenBank genome assembly.
AUGAAUGUUGAAGUAGACACUUUGUUUACAAAGUUACCAAUUGAAGAACGAUGUGUGCAUAAAGUAAUAUUUUAUUCCUAUUGAUUUCUAUUAUUAAAUACUGAGAGUAAAUAUUUUAUUUGAAUGGUUGAUAAUAUAAAACUAAAUUACUGAUUUAUUUGUGUCUUAUUCUGUACAAGACUAUAUUUUUAAAACUAAUACCAUAUAUUCUUGGUUUAUCAUAAUUAUUUGUUUUAGUUAUGGAAGGCUAGAUUAAGUGGUUAUGAAGAAGCUAUUCAGUUAUUUGGACAGUUGGACAAAAAAUCGCAAGAUUGGAACAAAUAUAUAGGGAUAGUAAAAAAGUUUGUUAUUGAUAGUAAUGCUGUUGCACAGGAAAAAGGCCUCGAAGCCACAUUGGUAUUUGUGGAAAAUGCUGCUAUUGCUGGACGGUUGGUAAUUUUAAUAUUAGUUAAACCCAAUUUUGUUUAAUUGACAUUUUACCAACAGUGCGGUAGGAGAUAUCAUGACUGGGUUAAUAACAAAAUGUUAUGGUGCACCAAAAUCUAAAACUAGAGAUAUUGCAAUACAGAUUACAUUAAUGUUUAUUGAAAUUGAGAAACAAGAUAUAGUAAUAGAUGAAUUAAUUAAAGGAAUGGAUCAUAAAUUUCCUAAAAUUGUUACUACUUGUAUUAAAGCUGUUACUCAAUCAAUAAAGUAAAAAUGAAAUUCAAAUAAAUAAUUUAUUUUAAAGUUUAUAUAUUACGGUGAAAGACGUAAAUUAGUAAAUGAUAUAAUUUUCCGGUCAAUGACAUCAUUUACCAAAAUGAUUCAGUUAUAUAGGUAAAUGUAAAAAAAUGUGUUUUAAAUUCAAAUGUAUAUCUUUCACAACUAAAUGACAUCUUUUACCAAUUCUAUUGGUUGAUGAUGAUUAUAAUAGCUUUUUUAUAUAAAAAAAUAUUUUUUUAUUCUGAGCAUUCAAUCUGUAGAUUGGUGUACUAUAAAUGAUCUCUCCAAGAAUCUCUUGUGUAUGCCUUUUUGUUAAGUUGUUUGUAUGAACUAACUCUUGCAUUUUUAAUUACUUGACUUAUUUAAUUUUUUCUUGACCUUCUCCAUUGCUUCCCUUCUAUCAUAUAUUCCAGGAUAAUGUUAUGGAGUUGCUUAUUGUGCCUCAGGAUAUGACCUAUCAUGUGCCAUCGCCUUGACCUUAAAUUGCAUAACAAGGUUUUUUCUCUUUUACUAAUUCUAGCACUUCUUUGUUUGAAUUUAUUAAUGUCCAUCUUAUUUUUUCCAUUUUCCUCCAGCACCACAUUUCGAAGGCCUCUUAAGUUGUUUUUGUUGCAUUUAUAUUUAAUUUGAAUGUAAAAAAUAUGUCACUUAUUUCAGUAACUGGUUUUCAGAUUUUCUUUGAAUAUAGAGAGCAAAAUUAUAUCAUCGGCGAAUCUUAUCAUGUAUACUAGAAUUUCUCCUAUUACUACAACUAUCCUAUCUUUUAGUUUUAGUUUUAUUUCUUCUAUUGCUUGCUCAACGUAGAUAUUCAAUAAAGAAGGUGAUAGUGGGCAGUCUUGUAUCACUUCUUUUUUAUAUAUUAGCUGUUUUUACUAUAUAGAUCAACUAUUAACAUUCUCCAACAUAACUAGUAAUUGAUGUCAAUAACCGGGAAAUUACUACAAUUACAACAUUUACCAAUUUUUGGUAUUAUUAUUUAUUACAGAAACUUUGGAUCAAAAGUUUUAAAUAUUAAACCCAUAUUGAAAAAAUUGCAGCCAAUAUUAGAAGUUAAGGAUAAAAGUGUGAGAGAUGAAGCAAAAUUAUUGGUAUUAGAAUUGUAUUCUUGGAUUGGACCUGCAUCUGUUAAAGCUAACUUGGCCAAUUUAAAACCAUUACAAGUAUAAAUAUACAAUUAUAAUCCUAAUGGUUUAUUUAAAAGUUAAUAUUUACAUUAGAUUCAAGAAUUAGAUUCAGAAUAUGAAAAAAUAAUAGAUGAUAAACCACAAAUUAUACGUUAUUUACGUUCUCAACAAGAGCGAACCGCUAAAAUGGAAGAAGUGGUAACUGCUAAUAGAGGUAGACCUACAGAAUAAUUGUACUAAUAAAAUUAUAUUAAUCAAACAAUUUGAAUAAUAGAUGUGGUAUUGGAGGAUGUUUUUGAUGUAGUUGAUGAUCUUGAAGUACAUAUCGAUCCAGUCAACAUACUUUGUCAGUUGAAUAAGGACUUUUAUGAAAAACUUGAAUCAAAAAAAUGGCAAGAACGCAAAGAAGCAAUUGAUAUGCUUGAAGGAAUAUUAUCUAAAGCUCCAAAAUUAGAAAAUGGGGAAUAUGGAGACUUAGUGAGAGCUCUAAAGAAAGUAAGCCAUUAUAUUAUUAUUUUAUUAACCCUAAACGUGGUUUUUAAUAAUCUUUAUUUUAAAAAUUGAUAAGGUAAUUGUAAUAUAUUAUUAUUCAGGGUACUAUAUUUUUUUUUUCUGUAGAUAAUUACCAAAGAUACAAACGUAAUAAUAGUUGGUAUUGCUGCUAAAUGUAUUACAAUGUUAGCUAAUGGAUUAGAAAAACGAUUUGAAACUUAUGCAUCUUCUUGUAUGCCAGCAUUGUUAGAGAAAUUUAAAGAGAAGAAGACAAAUGUUGUUUUGCCAUUACGAGAUGCUGUUGAUGCUAUUUAUUUAAAUGUAAAUUAAAUAUUUAAUUAAUUAGGUAUCAUUUGAUUUAUACUAUUUGAAAUUUCUCCACAGAUGACAUUAGACUCUAUUCAUGAUGACAUUUUAACGGCAAUAAAUAAUAAAAAUCCAUCAGUAAAAGCUGAAUCGGUUUCAUUUUUAGCGCGAUGUUUUACCAAAUGUACACCUAAAAUGUUAAACAAACAUUUUUUGAAUAUUUUUACAACAGCAUUAAUUAAAACAUUAAAUGGAUCAGGUAAUUUUUUUAUAUCGAAUAAUGUUCCUUUAUAAGUAGAGCCUUCAUCUUGGAUAACUAGUACAUAUUGGUACUUUUUGUAAAACUUGUAAAGAAAUUAAGUUUAAAAAGACAAAAUAUAUUAAACAUUUAUAACUUACUGAACUAAUUAUAAUAUAAUUGAAGUUAAUACAUAUAUUAUAAAAAAGGUAUGAUGCAUAAAGUUGUUUAAUUUAUAUCCGAAUGUAACAAUAAAUCAAUGAUAACGAAAAAUGGUUUUGAGCAGAGUUUGAAUGUUUUUUAAAAGUUAUUUACGAUUUUCAUCAAAAUAUGAUACUUAAAUUUCUAUAAAAAAAUUCUACAUUCCACUCAAAUUUUUUUUUUCUAUUAAGUACAUCAUAUCAACAUAUGAAUCUCCUAUGUACAUUUUCAAGCAUUUCUGCUUAGUUUAACAAUUUUAACCACAGAUUACCUAGAUACCAAUUAAAAAUUGUAUAAAAAUGAGCUCUGAAAAUUAAUAAAUAGCCCAAAAAUGACUAAAAUUUUAUAGAAAAUGUAUAGAAAAUGCAAAUAUAAGUUUUCUGUAAAAAUUUCAAGUGUCUAGGAGUAUAUUUAACGGAAUUGUAACAAAACACAAAAUUGAAAAUAAUAUUAAUAAUAAAUUAUUUUCAUACAUUUUUCUGUUCCUUAUACCUUUUUUUUUUUUCGGUUUUGCUCAAUUAAAAGAACUACAUGGAAAAUUGAAAAAUUCACAUUCUUAAUCACCAACUAGAGUAACUAUGCAACAACAAAGACCUCUUGUCGUUUUUUUAUUGGAGCAAUAUUUUUGUUGGAAAACUUAAAUGACAAAAAUGGAAAAAUCAUUAAAUUGUUACACCGUAAAUAUGGGUCUGUUUAUCCCUAUAUUUUUUCCCGAUUUUGCUAAUUUGUGUGUAAAAUACCUUAAAAAUCUAAAAAUGACUUCUUCAAUCCAUCAACUAGAUCCAAAAUUCUACAGUAAAGCUCUUUUGCCAUUUAUUGAUUGAAUUACUAUUUUCUGUUAGAAAAGUUCUUAAAAAACAUACAAAAUAUAAUAAUAAUAAAUAUGCACACAUCAUUGUAAUACCAAUAUGAGCUUCAAUCAGAAUUUAAAAUUAUAUUGCACUGUAUUAAACUUAUUUUACUGGUUAAUAUUAAUUUUUAUUUUAAAGAUCCUAUUGUUCGAGAUAAUUCUGCCGAAGCUCUUGGUACUGCAUGGAAAGUUGUAUCAGAAAAAAAUAUUCUUCCAUUUUUGACUGGUAUUGAUGCAAUCAAACUUGCCAAAGUGAAUAGAAGAUAUAUAUUAUUAUAUUACUCUUUAAAUGAAUACCUAUACAAAUUAUUUAUAUUUCAGAUUAAAGAAGCAUCUGAAAAGGCUAUAAUUACUGUAAAGUUAACUACCAAACCAGAGAACAAUAUAUGUAAUAACGCAGAAAAAAAAGUAACAUCUGCCAUUAGUAAAAAUACUACUAAAAAAAAUCAAACUAUUGGCAAUAAUAAAACUAUUACUAAAAAUAAAGCUAAAAAACCUACAAAUAUACUUGGUAUAAAUAUUAAAUUAAACAAUUAAAAAAAGCUAAUGUUUAUUUAUACUUUUGUAAUUAGGUGGUCGCAAACAAUUAAAUGCACUCACUGAAAUUGAUAAUGAGAAAAAAAUUGAUGAUGAUGAGUUGGACGAAAUAGCUUUAACAUUUUGUUCUCCUGAAAUAAUAAAUGGCAUGACCGAUACAAAUUGGAAAACUCGUUUGACUAAUGUUCAAAAAUUUGCUCAGGUAUAUUAUUUUUUUUAUUUGUAUACAUGAUACUUAUUUUAAUUUUUAUCAUAACAGAUAAUUGAUCAAACAGAGACAUUACCAUUUAGUAGUCAGGUAUUAAUACAGUUACUAAACAAAAAACCUGGUAUUAAAGACAAUAAUAUUCAAAUUCAAAAGUUAAGACUGGAGUGUUUGAAAACAAUUAUUGAAAAGUUUCCUGUUUCAAAGUACCUAUUCAAAAUGUUAUAAUAACUAUUUUCUACUAAUAAAUUUGGUAUUUAUCUUUUUUAUUAUUAAAUAUUUUUAGCAGUAGUAUGAAUUGUUGUAUACAGGAUGUUUCUUCUUUAUUGGGUGAUAACAAAACCGGUAAUUUAGUUGGAGAAAUAUUAACUAUUUUUGCAGAAUCAACUAGAUUGGAUCUGGUCUCUACUUUAGUAUUAGAACAUGCAUUUACUGUGCAGAAAAAUCCCAAAGUUCAAAUUGAUACAUUAAAUUGGCUUUCUAGUGCCAUUCUGGAAUUUGGAUUUAUGUAAGUGCAUGGCUUAUUUUGUUUAUGUAAACAAAUUUAAUUAGAAAUUGCUGGAGAAUAAUUUAAAAUUUUUUAAUUUAUCUCAUUAGUAUAAUUCUUUCAAGGUUACAAAAAUGUUUUAUUUUAAUAAAUUAUUAUAUGUUUUAGUAUUGAACCUAAAUCAUUAAUGCAAAAUGUCAAAAAGGCUUUGGGUGCUUCAAACUUACAAGUCAGAAUGACUGUUAUUUCUCUUUUAGGUGUUAUUUACCUUUAUAUGGGACCUCAAUUAAGUUUGUUUUUUGAAAAUGAAAAACCAACAUUAGUGCAACAAAUAAAUACCGAAUUUGAAAAAGUAUGAAUAAUUUUAUAAAAAUGUAUAAAUGCUUUAAAUGUUUUUAUUAAAUAGCAUAAAGGUAAAGUUCCUCCAAAACCAAUACGUGGGAAGAAAAACAAAUCAUCUUCUGAAUUUUCAGAAUUCGUAAGUGAUGAUGAAAAACCAGUUUUUGAAGUCAAUAUAAGAGACAUUGUGCCCAGAGUAGACAUAACUCCUCAAAUAACUGAUGCUCUGAUUAAUGCAUUUUCUGAUAAAGAUUGGAAAGUUAGUAAAAAAUAAUUAGGUUUUAAAAUAUAUAAUUCUAUUUAAAUUAAUUUAUACUUAGAUUCGUUCUAAUGCUAUAACUAAAUUGCAUAACAUAAUCACUGAAGCUAAAUUUAUAACCCAUGAGUUGGGAGAAGUUAAAGAAGCUUUAAAAUACAGGUAUAAACUAAUAUUUCCUAAAUAUUUAAAAUGUAUUGAUUAAUUUUGAAAAUAAUAAUAAUAAUUACAUACCAGAAUAAAUGAUUCAAAUGCUCGUCUUGGUUCAAAUGUAAUCAAUUUAGUGGAAUUAUUAGCAAAAGCUAUGGGAUCAUCUUUUAAAAACUAUAUCAGAGUUUAUUUACCCGGUGUCCUAAAUUCAUUGGGAGAUUCAAAGGUAGUUUACUGCAUAAAUAAUUUAUAGAAUUAAUAUUUCAGUUUAUGUUCACAUUUUUUUAGACAUUUAAAUGUCAAAGUGCUCGUCAAUGUAUGAAUACUUGGGCUGAUAUAUGCGGUUAUCGUGAAUUUUUUGGAAGUGAUAUACUUUUGGUUGCACUUAAUCACAAUUCAGUAACAUUGAGAACAGAAUUAUGGACUUGGCUUGCAGAACAUUUACCACUUAGUAUGGUUUUAAUUAUUUACUAAUAAACUAAAAAAUUAUACUACAUAAUUAUGUUAUGUUUUUGUAUAAUGAAUUUAUGUAUAUAUAUAUAUAGUGCCUUUAAAGAUAAUACCAGCUGAUGAGUUAAAAUGUUUGCUACCAGCUCUUUAUGUAAGUCUUGAAGACAGAAAUUCUAGUGUUCGUAUUGCUUCUGAAAAAGCUGUACUCGGAUUUAUGAUACAUUUAGGUUAUGCCACUAUGUAUGGAGCUUGUGAAAAGCUAAAAGUAUAAUUUCAAUGUGUUAAUAUUUUAUUUACCUAUUUAGUAUUUAUUUUAAAGUUGAUUAAUGUAAUUUUUAUACCUAGCCUAUGUCGGUGAAGAUUUGUAGAGAUAAAUUGGAUAGAGAAAGACCAAAUUUACCAAUUGUUGAACCAAUAGAAAAACUUAAUAUUAAAUCUACAAUUAUUGCCGACCCUUCGGUUAAAUCAAAGGGAUCAAAGAUGAAUCCUAAAAUGUCUGCUAAAGUAAAUAAGGUAAUAAAUGAUUAUUUAUUUAUUUAUGUUUAUUUUUUUGGUAUAUAUGUGUAUAUAAUAAGCUAAUACUUGAGAUAUUGUUAUAAUCAAGGAAAAUGUCAAUCAUCGUAUAAAUGCAAGUACUGCUAAAAAGAAUGAAGAAGUAGACAAUGGAAUACUAUUCCAACAAAAUAAUUUGAAGCAUCAACGUGAUAUAGAUGAACAUAAAUUAAAGGUAUUUUUAAAUAGUUUAACAAAUUAAGACAAUUAAAUACUGUUCUUUACUAAUUGAUUGUAAUUGCUAGAUACAAAGACAUCAAUUUUUUCUGGGUAAUAUUUUUUAUACCACAUUCCCAUUUACACUAAACAAAUUUAAAUCAUCCAAAUAUACAAUACAAAGAGUCCAUGUAUUAAAUUUGUUUUUAUAAAUUAUUAUUUGUUUCUAUUUUUAAAGUGAUUUGUAUAUGAGUUAUUUAUUUCAAUUAAUUCAUCAAAACUUAAAAGAUAUAAUAUAUAAAUUUCAUUAUUUUAUUUAAAAUUUAAAGAGCAAACAAAUUUUAUGUGCAGACAAUUUCCCCUAAUUCUGUAUCUAUAUUAAUAAUUUUUACAUUUUUACAUAAAUUAUUAUAAAAUAUGUCAUUUUAUAUUCUGUAGACUUUAAAAUGGAACUUUACUACUCCCCGUGAUGAAUUUGUUGAACAACUUCGAGAUCAAAUGAUAAAUGCUGGAAUUAAUAAAGUACUAAUUAAAUACAUGUUUGAUUCAGAUUUCAUAUAUCAUCUUAAAGCAAUUUAUAUUCUUUCAGAGGUAGGUUUGGAAUAAAUAUCAUUAAAUAUAUUUUUGAUUUAUAAUACUAAAUGUAUCUAAUAUUUACUUAUACAAUUUUUAACUAGGACCUAAAUACAAAAAGUGAAAAUCAUUUAGCAUUAAUUAAUAAUCUUGAUUUAAUAUUGAAAUGGAUGACUUUAAGAUUUUUUGAUACUAAUCCAUCAGUACUUUUAAAAGGUCUUGAUUAUUUACAACACGUAUUUGAUAUUCUUAUUGCCAAAAAAUAUAUUCUCCAUGAUACUGAAGUACAAAGUUUUGUACCAUAUUUAGUAAUAAAAGUAAGUAAAAAUAAUUUUUGAAAAAUACAUUUUAUAUAAUGUUAAUUUAAUUUAUAUUAUAGUUGGGUGAUCCAAAAGAUGCAGUGAGAAGUAAUGUUCGAGCUAUUUUAAAACAAAUAGCUUUUGUAUUUCCGUGUACAAAAUUGUUUCAGUACAUUAUGGAUGGGCUUAAAUCUAAGAACUCUAGACAGCGCUCAGGUUAUUUAUUGGUUAAUUAGUAUUUUUGACUUUAAAUAUAAUUCAAAAUAUAAUUUAUUUAAUUUAAGAAAUAAUGAUUUAGAAUUGAACUUAAACCAACAAAUCUAUAAACAAUAAUUACUGUUAAACAACUUAGUUACACAAAAAAUAAUUAUAGUUUCAACACUGUCUAAUUAAUUAUUAAUUACGUUAGUAUUUACAAUAGAAUAAUUUCUAUUCAAAUUGACAUAAAAAUAGGUAUUCUAAAUAAUUUAACAUCAAGGUUACCAUUUAAUAUUGAAAGUUCAACCUAUUUUAAUUAAAACUGGAAGAAAGUAAAUACAUGAUAAAAAUUUUUAAUUAAUUUAUAAAAAUCAAAUGGUUAAAAAAUGAUUAACUAGGACAAAUAUGACUAGGCAUUAUUUUUAAUUUGCUUUAUUAUUAACAAUUUGUUUUAUUUCUUCUAUAGAAUGUUUGGAACAUUUAACAUCAAUGAUAGAGAACUAUGGUACAUCAAUUUGUCAGCCAUCUAUUACAGUUGCAUUGAAAGAAAUUUCAAAAAGUAUUGGCGAUAGAGAUAAUUCUGUCCGUAUGUCAGCACUUAAUUUUUUUGUUGCUGUAUACUUGUUACAUGGAGAAGCCCUUUUUAAAAUGAUUGGCAAUGUAAGAAUCAUUUUUCUUUUAUACAAGUUAUAUUUUAUAGAAUGCUAGUAUUAAAUAUUAAUUUGUUCAUUAAUUAGUAUCUUUAAUUUCUAAAACAAGUACACUGCAUAAUUUGUUAAAAGUUGUUUUUUUUUUUAAUCAUUAUGAUUAAUGUAUUUAAAGCAUAAAUCAAUUUAUUUUUGUCAAAAAUGUCCAAGUUUUUAAAAAAUAUAAGUCAAAUAUUACAUAUAUUUAUAUUCUGAAAAUGGGAAAAAAUAAGAAAAUUUGCUAUUAUUUUUAUUUACUUUUGAUGUUGUUAUUUAGACAGAAAUAAUCAUAUAAACCUCAAUUUUUAGAAAAUACUUAUAAUAACCUUUUCUAGACGUAAUACAAUUUUCAUAUCACUUUAAUGGUGUUUUAGCACUUUGUAUCAUUGACAUGACUUUACAUUUUCAUCAUAAAAAUUAUGGCAUUUCAAAUUAUAUUUAAAAACUUAGAAUUGUUUUGUUUUGUUAUUAUGAGUAAUGAUUUAUUGUUGCCUACAAAUAGAAAUUAUAAUAUUGUCUUCUACCUUCUCAGUUUCCCAACUAUAACAGUGGUAAAUCUAUCAACAGUAUUGAUCGGCUGUCCUAUUUUUAUAUUUUUUUGUAUUAUCUAAAGAUCUGAAAUGUUCACAGAAUUUCAUUUUUGCAUUUUUAUAUUAAACUAUUAUUUUUAAACAGAUAUCUGAAAAAGAUAUGGGCCUUUUAAAAGAACGACUGAAAAGAGCUUUAAAAAAUCAAUCUGUGCCAGUUUCUACUUCUCUGCCAACUACUAAAAUUGCUUUACCUCCUGUUCAACAAGUACCUAAUACAGAAGAAACUAUAGAUAAUGAUAACUCAGAUGAUGAACAGUAUAAUGCUACAUAUCAUGUGUCAAAUCAUGAGCAGAAUUUAGAAAUAGAUUCCAAUAAUUCACCUUUUAGAUUAUCAAGUAUUUCAGAUCAAGCAGAAAGCACUUCUACUACUGCACGACAUUCGUCUUCAUUUGAAAUGGGACUCAGGUAAAAAUAUAUUUAGUUAACUUUCAAUGGGGAUCUUAAGAUUAAUAUGAAUACAGUAUACUAUUAUUAGAAAAGUUUUUUUUUUUCAAAUGGGGCUUAUUUAUUUGACAGUACAAGGGUCAAUGGUAUUAUAAUACUGUUUGUGUGUUUGAAUUUGGGUCAGCAAUCGUUUCUUUUCCUGAGCAGUUAAUUAUGAUGAGUAAAAAGUAUUUAGUCAAUGUACAUUGUUAAGUAUAUGACAAAAUGUAAUUUCUGAUAAUUUAAAACAAAAUAUUUAUAUUACUCGUCUGAGAGACUAAAAGUGUGUAAUUAAAAUCUAAAUAAAUUAUUUUUUAACAUGUAUAUAACUAUAUUUUCUCUAAGACUAAUUGUCACUGUUAUAUUAGUUAUGUACUACUGGUGUACUACUAUGCAAACAUAUUUCAGGUUAUAUUUAAUAAUGAUUAUAAAUUAUUACUUUUUAUUAAUUUAAAUUUUGCAUUUUAAUGUUGUAUGAUAUAAAGAAAUAUAAUUGAUAAACCUCAAAGGACACGUUUCUCCCUGGAUGAAAAAUUACUUCAGGAAUUGGAUGAUGAAGUGAUCACAAAACCAGUACUAAUAUUAAAACCAUACAAUUGGGACUCUGAUCUUGAGAAAAAAAGAACUCCCGAGAAAUCUAAGUAUGCUUAUUAUUAUACAACUACAUAUAUUAUGAAUUUUAAUAUUUGUGUAUUAUAUUUUGUUUUUAGCAUUUUUUCUAAUAAUAUUCUGUCAUCCAAACCAUGUUUAAAUGUAAGCCCAUUCACCAGAACUAUGACAAUUAUAAAAAACCCUAGAACUCAACUAUACCCUGUUGAUCAUAUUCAGCAGUUUGAACCUAUUCAGACAAUAAUAAAACACGUAUCAUCACAGAAUAUAAAAACUUUAAAAUUGGCAACAAUAACUGUUAUUAAUAUGCUGUUAACGCCUCAAGUAAGAUAUAUUUUGAGUUAGCAACAACAUGAUCAAUUACUAUUGGGACAAAUAAAUAUAUUAAUUUAAACAAUUGUAUUAUUCAUUUUAGAUGAGAUCACAAUUAUUUGAAGAUGAUAAACUUGUAUCAUUAUUUCAUGCUAUCAAUGAACAGUUUAAUAUCCUUUGUGUAUCUUAUCACAGUAUUACUGAUUUUUUGCAAAGAGCCAAAAUAAUAUUCGGUUUAUGUUUAAAUGUAAGUACCUCUAAGUUGUAAAGUAGUCAAUUUCAAAUUGAGAUUCACGUUUCAAUUUGGAUUUUAUGAUAUUUUGAUAGACACGGAUGUACUGAUUUAAAAAUGUAUACAUUUCAUAAAAAAAUUUUUUAGAGCUUACUUCUUCUCUCUAUUUAUAGAAUAUAGAAAAACCAUUAAAACACUAAAAAAUAAAACAUCUUGUUAAUGCAGUUACAAACUGGUCAAAAUAAAAUGUUCUACUAAAACUUUUACAAAUGAAAAUGACUAAUUUUUUUAUAUCCAAUACAAAUAUAUGAUUUCAUAUUAUUAACAAUAUUUAUAAAUUUUUAAGUUGUUUAAGUAUCAAGAAAUCAAAUUAUUAUUGAAUGAAGAUAUUAUGAGUAACUUAGUUUCGAAACUUAUACUUCUUCUAAGCAUGAAUAAACAAAAGAACACUGUUGAUACAAUCAAUUUUGAACGAUGUGUAAACAAUGUACUUAUGAAUAUUUUAGAUCCUCCUACUCCUCCUACUCAACUCAUAUGGUAAGCAUUUUUCUCUCUUAUAAAACAAAAUACUAAAACUUAUAAUUUAUCCACAGCGCUCUUUUGAGUUUGCUCUAUAGUACAGUUAAGUAUCCGCAUAACAAUACAACACAUUAUAAAGAAUUGGUAAUGAAAUGCAUAUGGAAAAUAAUAAAAGAUUUUCAUAAGUGGGAUACUAAUGAAAUACAUUUGGAUAUUGUUCUUACAAGGAUAUACAAAUUCUUGAAAGUAACAAAAUCUAUAUAUACAUAAAAUUAAUUUUUUUAAUGUUUAAUAUGAAUUUAUGUUUUUAGGAAUUUGAUUUUAAAUAUUGGAAAAAUCAACCUUGUAACAAUCCUUUAAAAACGUAUAAGACUGUAUUGUAUACUGUAGUAAAAGCACACAGUGACAAAGUGUUGGAGUGUUUAGCUCAUUCUGAAUACUCUGAAAAUUCAGACAUGGUUGUGUACAUACACCAACUUUUAAAGGUAAAAAUUAUGAAUAAAUAUACAAUAAUUUACUUUUGACAAAUAAUUAUAAUUUACAUUUUAGCAUUUGAAUAGUCAAUGCACCAACACUCAAUCAACUAUCAAAUAACCCGUGCCCACAAUUAAUCUUCAUCUACAUAAUUAAAUUUAAUAUUAUUUUUAAAUCAGUUUUCUUAUGUGG